Eruca vesicaria subsp. sativa (arugula) is the source of this 1881-nucleotide messenger RNA. The record is from the annotation of a GenBank genome assembly. Lineage: Eukaryota; Viridiplantae; Streptophyta; Magnoliopsida; Brassicales; Brassicaceae.
CUCAACCAACCAUGGCGUCGCCGGCGUUAACAACCGGUUACCGGAACCUCACCUCCCCACUCUCUCUCCUCCGCACUUUAGCAUCCACCCGUUUCACCACUCCGUUACUUCACUACAAACACUCUCCACGUCUCACUUCUUCUUCUUCAAGGAGACUCACUUGCUUGUCUUCACUUCAAACCGACUCCACGAAUCAAACCACUCUCGCCUCUUCAGGAUACCCUGAAUACAAUCGGUUGAUGCCAUGUCCUGCACACAACUUUCCUCCAAGGAUUGAACAUAUGGUUGUUUUAGAAGACGUUCGUGUUGCUGAUUAUAUCUCUAAGCAUUUAAAUCUUCCUCCUUUAUAUGUUGCAGACCUUAUUGAAUUUGGAGCUGUGCAUUACGCUCUUGUGUGUCCUAAGCCUCCACUCACUGCGACUCCUGAGCAAGUUAAGCUCUUUAAAGAAGUGACCUCUCCUUCGGUACUGAGCAAGAGAACUUCUAUUAAAGGUAAAACCGUUAGAGAAGCUCAGAAGACGUUUCGUGUCACUCAUGUUAAUCAGUUUGUUGAAGCUGGGACUUACUUGCGUGUCCACGUUCACCCAAAACGUUCCCCAAGGUGUUAUGAAAUUGAUUGGAAGUCUCGGAUUAUUGCUGUGACUGACUCUUAUGUCGUUUUGGAUAAACCUGCUGGCACUACGGUUGGGGGAACCACAGAUAACAUAGAAGAGAGCUGUGCGACAUUUGCCUCACGUGCAUUAGAUUUGGCAGAACCAUUGAAGACAACACAUCAGAUUGAUAACUGUACAGAAGGAUGUGUCAUCUUUGCUAGGACAAAAGAGUAUUGCUCGGUCUUCCACACAAAGAUAAGAAAUAAAGAAGUGAAGAAGCUUUAUCGUGCUCUUGCUGCUGCACCUCUUCCCUGUGGAAUCAUCUCACAUUAUAUGCGCCCUGUUAAUAUGGCUCCAAGACUCGUAUCCGAAGAUUCGAUCAAAGGCUGGCACUUGUGUCAACUGGAGAUAUUAGAAUGUAAGAAGAUACCUUGGCCAGAUGCAGCUACUGAGAAGGAACAUAAUAUUGAAGACUGUGGAUGGACUUCAAAAGACUUCGCUUACGAAUGUACAAUAAACCUUUUAACAGGAAAGACUCACCAGAUCAGGGCCCAGCUUGCAGCUUGUGGAGCACCAUUGGUUGGUGACUCUAUGUACAUGCCAGCAGCAAUAGCAGAGACGGUGAAUCCUGGGAUCAACCCUUACGGGAAAGGAAAGGAACAUUGCACAAUGGAGGAGAAUGAUAAGGAAACAGCUGUUGCUGAAUGGAUUGAUAGGCAUGGGAAGGAACCAAAGGUAGGAAUAGGUCUUCAAGCUUGUCAAAUCUCGUGGGAGGAUGAAGAUGGAGAGCAUUUCUAUGAAGCUGGAACUCCUUGGUGGAGAUAAGAAAAAAGGAUAGAUUCAGUAGAGGAGCAAACAAAGUGGCUGAGAGAAAGAUCCAGCAAGAAUCUCCAUGUAGCCUUCUUGGUUUUAAAGGUAGAGUGGAGGCUAGGGAAACUCCAUAAAGAACACUCGCUUGUAAUUCCUCUUUGAUAUCUAUUCAAAGAUGUUGAGAAUCUUAUACCAACUUGCUUCAUGCAUAUGAGAGGUUUGCCUCAUGCAUAUGAGAGGUGGAGAAUUGUUUUUUUUUUUUUUGUUAUAAGCAAUGAAAAUGUCUUUGUUUAUUGGAACUUAAUAUAAAAUUUUAUUGAAGAAAUCAAACAAGAAAUACAAACAACAUGGGUCUUCCUUCAUAUGCAUCAUCAUCAUCUUUAGAUUGAGCUUAUGUGCUGGGAAAUGAAGUUCUUGUACCAAGAAGCUGAUAGUCUUGGGGUUCUCUCCAGAGUGUUGAAAUCGACGUGGUACAUAC